AAGAAAAUAUUUCAGCCAAUUAUAUGAUCUUUGAGUUUUGUACUAAAAAAAAUCAAUCACAGGGAAUGGAGUGCAUGAUUUUAAUGCAGCUGUUUUCUCUGCUCUCUGUGACAUAGUGUUGAUGACAUGAGUUCUGUCUCUGCCUAUGAGUCUGGAAAGGCACAUUUGCUAUUAAUUCUGAUUAGAGGGAGACCUGAAAAAAAGUAUUCAUAGUAGUGAGAGAGUAAAACAGGAAAUAUGGGAAGAUCAAGAAUGAGGACUUCAAAAUGAAGCCUCCUAGGAAAAGAGGAGAGUCACAGCAGAGAACAGAAGAACAAAGCUUCCAGAGUUCUUGAGAGAUGGCUUUGGAGACAUGUGGAAGCUGUUUGAGUUGCCUACUGGUACCUCUUGCACUUUGGAGUAUUGUUUUGAACAUCCUCCUAUACUUUCCAAACGGGAAAGCUCUGCAUGCUGCCAGUUACCAGCUCCCCAACCAUGAGUGGUAUUUUGAAGGCAUCUGUUUCUCAGGUGUGAUGAUCCUUCUUUUGGCAGUAAUUCUGAUAACACUGGAGUGUAGUGUGUUCUAUCGGUGCUGCCAGAGUGAGAGCUGUAACAAAACCUACAGGAGUUUUAUUUCUAUUGUGCUAGCCCUGCUUGGAAUUGCUUUCUCGGGAUACAGUUGCAUCAUUUUUACCCUGCAUUUGAUUCAAGGCCCUUUCUGCAAUUCAUCAAGUGGAUGGAAUUAUAUUUUCAAAGACACUGCUGGGGGGUACCUCACAGAUUACCCUGCCUGGUCUAAGUGCACAGAACCUGCUAACAUAGUGGAGUGGAAUAUUAUUUUACUCUCAAUUUUGAUAGCUCUCAGUGGGUUGCAGUUGAUCAUCUGCAUUCUCAAAGUAGCCGCUGAGUUGAAACGAACACUCUGUGGGACCUAUUCUGUUUUUGUGCAGGCUGGGAUUCCCUGAAAAUGUCAAGGAAAUUGUUGCUGCUUCUCCCCCAUCCCCAGGAAAACAGAGAAAUGGCCUCUCCAUAAUCCAUAGUGGUAGAUUUGCGUGCUACGAAGAAAAAGGAAAUCCUUGUCUUAAAUCUCUGUCCGUCAAACUUCUCUGUUUUGGAUGAAGUAUAUUUGAACUGUCUGACAUUUACAUUUUUCUUCAUCUGUCCUGUUGCGCCUGGCAGGGACAAUUAAUUUUUUACCCUCCAGCUUGUGACAGUAGGGAUAUUUGAAUAUAAUUGAACUGCUUUUGUACUGAAAUCACCUUAUUAUUUUUUUCUUAAUAAACUGCUGAAGAACUGCUUUGUA
Molecule: messenger RNA, 1282 nt
Organism: Vidua chalybeata
Lineage: Eukaryota; Metazoa; Chordata; Aves; Passeriformes; Viduidae
Gene: TM4SF18
Product: transmembrane 4 L six family member 18
Exons: 6
Coding region: 339-944 (201 amino acids)
Cellular component (GO): membrane
Source: RefSeq, a predicted model, not a curated record